AGAUGAUUCUCCAGGCACCAACACGAGCCAUCAACCGAAGGAGAAAAAAAAACACGAAGCUAAAAUAAAAAAUAAAAUAAAAAUGGGAGCCUUAACAGGACUCCUAUGGACCAUAUCCGUGGCGGUUUUGAUCGCGGUCGCGGCCGCGGCCGAGGCCGAGACGAAAUGGCCGGGGAAGUGGGAGAUGUUCGUGAAGAACUCGGGAGUUUCGGGAAUGCACGCGGCCUUGAUGCCUAACAACAAGGUUCUGUACUACGACUCCACCAUCUGGAGAACCUCGCAGAUCAAACUGCCCAAGGGCGUGCCUUGCCACGUCUACGACCCCAAGAAACCGGCCGACUGCUUUGCUCACUCCGUCCUCCUCGACGUCAACACCGGCGCCCUUAGGCCUCUUCUGUUAACCACGGACACAUGGUGCUCGUCGGGAGGUUUGACGAAGAACGGGACGUUGAUUAGCACUGGAGGAUACCAAGGAGGAGGCAGAACGACGAGGUACCUAGGCACUUGCGACAACUGCGAGUGGAACGAGUACCCGACGGCUCUUGCAACCAAGAGAUGGUACUCGACUCAAGCCACCCUCCCCGACGGCUCGUUCGUCGUGUUCGGCGGCCGAGAGACCCACAACUACGAGUACAUUCCCCGAGAAGGAAGGAUGAACACCAAGCUUUUCGACUUGGCUUUGCUUAAAGAAACACUCGAGAAGGAUGAGAACAAUCUCUACCCUUUCGUUUGGCUCAACACCGACGGAAAUCUAUUCAUUUUUGCCAACGAUCGAGCUAUCCUCCUCAACCCGGGAACCAACGCUGUCUUGAAAGAGUUCCCGAAGAUCCCUGGCGGCGCACGUAGCUUUCCGGGCUCCGGAAGCUCGGCUCUACUCCCUAUCCGUCUAGGUGUUGUUAACCCGGAUGUCAUCCCGGCCGAGGUUAUCAUCUGCGGUGGCGGAAAUAAAGAAGCCAUGUUUCGCACUAAUACCAGGAGAAUCUACGAGCCCGCAUUGCAAGACUGCGGAAGAAUCGACAUAAACAGCCCUAACCCUCAAUGGGAAAUCGAGAUGAUGCCUACUCGACGUAUAAUGGGUGACGCCGUGAUCCUCCCCACGGGCGAUAUCCUCUUCAUCAAUGGUGCAAGGCGUGGAGCCGCGGGUUUUAACUAUGCUAAGGAUCCUAACUACAUUCCCCUCUUGUACUCUCCCGACCGCAACAUCAGCCAACGCUUCACAGAACUCGCACGGGCUACCAUCCCACGCAUGUACCACUCGACCGCUAUCGCUCUCCCCGAUGGUAAGGUCUUGGUCGGCGGUAGCAACACAAACGAUGGAUACUUCUACAACGUCGAGUUCAGUACCGAGCUCCGGGUCGAGAAAUUCUCCCCGCCUUAUCUGGACCCGGCUCUAUCCAACCUCAGACCGACGAUCGUGGCCUCGGGCACGCCCAAACAGGUCAGGUUCAGGAGGAAGUUCACCGUGAAGAUUGAGCUGAAACAAGCGAACGUGGUGAAGGAGGAUCUGAAAAUUACAAUGCUGGCACCAUCUUUCACUACGCAUGCCGUUUCGAUGAACAUGAGGAUGUUGGUGUUGGGGCUGAAUGACGUUAAAAGCAAUGUGAAUCCAGGCGUUCAUCACGUUCAAGUCUACGCGCCGCCGAACAGAAACAUCGCGCCGCCCGGUUACUAUCUGAUCUUCGCCGUCUACAGGGGUGUCCCCAGUGUCGGAGAAUGGAUUCAACUCGUCUAAAAGAUUGGUAAUGACGGCCAUCCUUUUCUCUUUUUUCCCGGAAGCCCAAAUGAUCGAUUCAAGGCUUCCUCUUUGGUCCAUGUUUUCCCUCCCUUCCAUUGUGUGGUAAUUCUUUGAUUCUUUUGUGGCGACCUUAACACAAAAAUAAUUUUUAUUUUUAAAAUAAUGAUGAGAUAUUUGAUCCUUGAGCCUCAA
Tarenaya hassleriana is the source of this 1927-nucleotide messenger RNA. RefSeq names its product aldehyde oxidase GLOX1-like. The coding region runs from base 83 to 1732 and encodes 549 amino acids. The transcript has 2 exons. The record is from RefSeq and is a predicted model, not a curated record. Lineage: Eukaryota; Viridiplantae; Streptophyta; Magnoliopsida; Brassicales; Cleomaceae.